CGCGUUGGAACCCUGAAGGGGGAAUGAGGGGCACCAUCAAGGAAGCGGUGUCCACCAGCAAAUUGUUGCCCUCCCGGGGUCACAGGAACUGGAGCUAAGAUCGCCACCUACAGACACAGCCUUCUGAUCCCGUGAUCAAGUCAGUGUAGUCAUCCAUGGCCCUGGGCCCUUUGAGUUUCAAUCCUCUGUGGGCUCCUCAAUCACUUUUGUUUGUGGUGCCAUGAAAAGAAGCUCUGCACGAGUCAACAUUAUGGACUAGGUCAUCUAGUAACUGUAUUUUAGUGAGACAUGCCCCAAGAUUCAAUCCAAGGCCUAGCCCCAACAUCCGGCAUGGAGCUACGAGAGGAAACAAGAAUGUUGGGGGCCAUACAAAUGAUGACUGGUAUCAGUCUUCACUGCUUGGGAUUGCUCUGGGUGAAUUUAUUGGUCUCACAAUUGAUGGUAUUUGAAGCAUCAUUUCUUCCUAUAACAACAUUACUAGGAUACCCCUUUUGGUCAGCUUGUAUUUUUAGUGUUUCAGGAUUCUUUGCAGUGUUAGCAGAGAGGACUGGUUCAAGAAUAGUGUUGACUUACGCAAUAGCAACGCACAUCAUCAGUGCUAUUGUUGCAUCUAUCGGUGUGCUGAUAAUUGUAUUCGAGCUUUUUUUGGUUAGUUUUGGUGUAAGAAGACAUCUUUGGGUACAUACAUGUGGUAAACUCCUUUCAGAGUAUUUGUUGUUAUUCACACUCUUGGAGUUACUGGUGUCAAUUAAAGUGACACGCUGGACAAGAAGUGCAAGAAGAUAAAAAUGCAAAUGCUGUCCGAAAUCUUAACGGUUCUUCAUUUUAGAACAUGCUAGUUAUCAAUUUGCUGACAUCCAACUUACCUCAGGCUCAUGGCAGAUGGAAAUCCUUUUCCUACACAUAUUCAAGAACCAUCAUUAUCUCUGUCAAGGAGGAAAGUUAAAUGGCAAAUGAAGAACUUCAUUCUGUUCAAGAUGCUUCAUGGAAGUCCUAUCUAAUUGAGUCCAUCUCAGUAUUUCUUU
This is a messenger RNA of Ochotona curzoniae (black-lipped pika), 1025 nucleotides long. Its product is annotated as high affinity immunoglobulin epsilon receptor subunit beta-like. The record is from RefSeq and is a predicted model, not a curated record. Bases 289 to 786 code for a protein of 165 amino acids. Gene Ontology annotation, cellular component: plasma membrane. Lineage: Eukaryota; Metazoa; Chordata; Mammalia; Lagomorpha; Ochotonidae. Gene Ontology annotation, biological process: cell surface receptor signaling pathway. The transcript is spliced from 7 exons.